Messenger RNA from Tinamus guttatus (white-throated tinamou), 5118 nucleotides. NCBI's taxonomy places the organism in Eukaryota, Metazoa, Chordata, Aves, Tinamiformes, Tinamidae. The record is from RefSeq and is a predicted model, not a curated record.
UGGAUAAUGAGAGGUUAACAGCAGAGGAAAUGGAUGAAAGACGACGCCAGAAUGUGGCUUACGAAUAUCUUUGUCAUCUGGAGGAAGCCAAGAGAUGGAUGGAAGCCUGUCUGAAUGAGGAGCUACCUCCCACAACAGAGUUGGAAGAAGGCUUGAGAAAUGGAGUCUAUCUGGCUAAACUUGGGAACUUUUUCUCCCCUAAAGUGGUUUCUGUGAAGAAAAUCUAUGAUAGGGAACAGACUAGAUACAAGGCAACUGGUCUCCAUUUCCGACACACCGAUAAUGUAAUUCAGUGGUUGAAUGCAAUGGCUGAGAUUGGUCUCCCCAAGAUUUUCUACCCAGAGACUACAGAUAUCUAUGAUCGCAAGAACAUGCCUCGCUGUAUCUAUUGUAUUCAUGCGCUCAGCUUGUACCUGUUCAAACUGGGGCUUGCUCCGCAAAUUCAGGAUUUAUAUGGGAAGGUGGACUUCACAGAGGAAGAAAUCAGUAACAUGAGGCUUGAACUGGAGAAAUACGGUAUCCAGAUGCCUGCCUUCAGCAAAAUUGGUGGAAUUCUAGCGAAUGAACUCUCUGUGGAUGAAGCAGCAUUGCAUGCUGCUGUUAUUGCCAUUAAUGAAGCAAUUGACCAUCAAAUUCCAGCUGACACUCUUACAGCAAUGAAGAACCCUAAUGCCAUGCUAGUAAAUCUGGAUGACCUAUUGGCGUCCACUUACCAAGACACACUCUACAGAGCAAAAAAUGACAAGAUGGAAAAUGCAAAAAAUAGGAUGGCCUCUGAAAAUUCAGAGAGAGAGAGAGAUGUGUAUGAAGAACUUCUGACUCAAGCUGAGAUUCAGGGCAACAUCAAUAAAGUGAAUACAUAUUCAGCUAUAUCAAAGAUCGGUCUAGCUUUGGAACAAGGAAAUGCAUUAGCAUUAUAUGAAGCUUUGGCAACGCCAGCCUUGGGACUCCGAGGAUUACUACGAGAAAACUGUGAUUGGUAUCUCAAGCAAUUUUUGAGUGAUAGACACCAGAAACAGGAGGCUGGCCUGACAGGUCCUCUGCAGAAGGAGGAGUUGCAGUUGGGAGUGGAUGCUGCUAACAGUGCAGCACAACGAUAUCAGCAAAGGCUGGCUGCAGUGGCCAGAAUUAAUUCUGCAAUUCAAAAGGGCGAUGCUGAUAAGACUGUAGCAGAAUUAAUGAAUCAAGAGGCCCAGCUACCAGAGGUUUAUCCAUUUGCUGCAGAACUUUACCAAAGGGAGCUGGCCACCUUGCAGCAACAGAGCUCUGAAGGAAACCUCACCCAUCCAGAACUAUCAGUUGCUGUAGAGAUGCUGUCUUCUGUAGCCCUUAUUAAUAGGGCUUUGGAUUCAGGGGAUGUGAGUACAGUAUGGAAACAGCUGAGCAGCCCAGUCACAGGGCUCACUAACAUAGAGGAUGAGAAUUCCCAGAGAUAUAUUGAUGAUUUGAUGAAGCUGAAAGCUCAGACACGUGUAGAAGGAAAUGAAUUUAUCUCAUGGAAUGAUAUCCAGUCAUGUGUUGAUCGUGUGAACACAGCGGUGCAUGAAGAACAUCAAAGGAUUUUGGCAAUUGGACUUAUCAAUGAAGCUUUGGAUGAGGGGGACGCCAAAAAGACAAUUCAAGCAUUACAGAUUCCGGCUGCGAAACUGGAAGGUGUAACCCCAAAAGUAGCACAGCACUAUCAGGAUACGCUACUUCGAGCCAAGAGAGAGAAAGCGCAGGAUACUCAGGAUGAGACAGCUGUACUUUGGCUAGAUGAAAUUCAGGAUGGGAUUUAUAGGGCUAACAAGGACACAGAGGAGUCUCAGAGGUUUUCCUUAGGAAUCCUGGCCAUUAACGAAGCAGUAGAUCAUGGUGAUAUUAGCCUGACCCUGAGUGCCUUGCGCUCACCGGAUGUUGGGCUAUAUGGAGUCACUCCUGAGUGUGCUGAGACAUACCAUCGAGAACUGGCAGAAAUCAAGAGAAGAAAAAGGGCAACAGGGAACAAUAACAGUGAAUGGGUGAAACACUGGGUGAGAGGAGGCUAUCAUUAUUACCAUAACCUGCAGACCAAAGAGGGCGGGUGGGAUGAACCAGACAGAUUUGUGCAAAAUGACACACAGCUGUCACGGGAGGAGAUACAGAGCACUAUCUCUGGAGUCACUGCUGCAUACAAUCGAGAACAACUGUGGCUGGCCAAUGAGAAUCUGAUUACAAGACUUCAGGCUUGCUGUCGAGGAUAUCUUGUUCGCCAGGAAUUCAACUCAAGAAUGAAUUUUUUGAAGAAACAAGUUCCAGCAAUCACUUGCAUUCAGUCCCAGUGGCGUGGCUACAAGCAGAGGAGGGCAUAUCAAAUUCGUUUGGAUUAUCUGCGAGCGCAUAAGGACCAAGUAGUGAAGAUUCAGUCAAUGACCAGGAUGUAUCAAGCCAGAAGGCGUUACAGAGAUCGUCUGCAGUAUUUCAGAGAUCAUAUAAAUGAUGUUGUAAAAAUUCAAGCAUUUAUCCGAGCAAACAAAGCACGAGAAGACUACAAAACUCUCAUUAAUGCUGAAAAUCCACCCAUGGCCGUGGUACGAAAAUUUGUCCACUUGCUUGAUCAAAGUGACCAAGAUUUUCAGGAGGAGCUUGAGCUAAUGAAGCUGCGGGAGGAAGUUGUAACUUUGAUCCGAUCCAAUCAGCAACUGGAGAAUGACCUCAAUCUGAUGGACAUCAAAAUUGGGCUGCUAGUGAAAAACAAAAUUACAUUGCAGGACGUUGUUUCUCAUAGCAAAAAACUUACCAAGAAGAAUAAGGAACAGCUCUCUGACAUGAUGAUGCUGAAUAAACAAAGAGGAGGUCUGAAAGCUUUGAGUAAAGAGAAGAGAGAAAAGCUGGAAGCAUAUCAGCAUUUGUUUUACUUACUUCAGACUAAUCCAACCUACUUGGCCAAGCUGAUUUUUCAGAUGCCUCAGAACAAAUCCACCAAGUUCAUGGAUUCUGUAAUCUUCACGCUAUAUAACUAUGCAUCCAAUCAGAGAGAGGAAUACCUGUUGUUGCGGCUUUUCCAAACAGCGUUGCAGGAGGAGAUCAAAUCAAAAGUAGACCAGAUACAUGAGAUUGUGACGGGCAAUCCUACUGUUAUUAAAAUGGUGGUAAGUUUCAACCGUGGUGCCCGUGGUCAGAAUGCUCUGAGACAGAUCCUGGCACCAGUUGUGAAGGAAAUCAUUGAUGACAAAUCACUCAAUAUCAAAACUGAUCCUGUGGAUAUAUACAAGUCCUGGGUUAACCAGAUGGAGUCUCAGACUGGUGAGGCCAGCAAACUGCCAUACGAUGUUACACCUGAACAAGCGCUAACUCAUGAAGAGGUGAGGACACGCCUGGAUGCCUCAGUCAGAAACAUGAGGACGGUGACGGACAAGUUCUUGUCUGCUAUUGUUAGUUCAGUGGACAAAAUCCCUUACGGAAUGCGCUUCAUUGCCAAAGUGCUAAAAGACUCCCUGCAUGAGAAAUUCCCUGAUGCUGGUGAGGAUGAGCUUCUGAAGAUUGUUGGCAACUUACUCUAUUAUCGCUACAUGAAUCCAGCCAUUGUUGCACCAGAUGCGUUUGACAUCAUUGAUCUUUCAGCUGGAGGUCAGCUGACUACAGAUCAACGGAGAAACCUUGGUUCCAUUGCGAAGAUGUUACAGCAUGCUGCAUCCAAUAAGAUGUUCAUGGGAGACAAUGCGCAUUUAAGUCUCAUUAAUGAAUAUCUUUCACAGUCAUAUCAAAAAUUCAGACGUUUCUUUCAGGCUGCCUGUGAGGUCCCAGAGUUGCAGGAUAAAUUCAAUAUUGAUGAAUAUUCUGACUUGGUGACUCUCACUAAACCAGUUAUUUAUAUUUCCAUUAGUGAAAUCAUCAAUACACACACUUUGCUCUUAGACCAUCAAGAUGCAAUUGCUCCAGAGCACAAUGAUCCAAUUCAUGAGUUACUGGAUGAUCUGGGAGAGGUUCCUACAAUUGAGUCCUUAAUAGGGGAAGGAUGCAGCAAUGUUAAUGACCCCAACAAGGAAAUGCUAGCAAAGACUGAGGUUUCUCUCACGCUUACUAAUAAAUUUGAUGUUCCUGGUGAUGAGAAUGCAGAGAAGGAUGCAAGGACAAUUCUGCUGAAUACAAAGCGUUUAAUUGUUGAUGUAAUCCGCUUCCAGCCGGGAGAAACACUGACUGAAAUCUUAGAAACUGCAGCUACCUCAGAGCAAGAAGCAGAGCAUCAACGAGCUAUGCAGAAACGGGCCAUUCGGGAUGCUAAAACUCCUGAUAAGAUGAAAAAGUCUGUAUCGGUAAAGGAAGACAGCAAUUUAAAUCUUAAAGAAAAAAAAGAGAAAAUCAAGACAGGCCUGAAGAAGUUGACAGAACUGGGGACUGUGAAUGCAAAAAAUAAAUUCCAGGAACUAAUCAAUGAUAUUGCAAAGGAUAUCCGAAAUCAGCGUAGAUAUCGUCAGAGAAGAAAGGCAGAGCUGGUGAAGCUGCAGCAGACUUACAGUGCUUUGAACUCCAAAGCUACCUUUUAUGGGGAACAAGUGGAUUAUUACAAAAGCUACAUCAAAACCUGCCUGGAUAACCUGGCAAGCAAGGGCAAGGUCUCUAAGAAACCUCGGGAGAUGAAAGGCAAGAAUAGUAAAAAGAUUUCUCUAAAAUACACUGCAGCUCGACUUCAUGAGAAGGGAGUACUAUUAGAGAUUGAAGAUCUGCAAGUUAACCAGUUUAAAAACGUGAUAUUUGAAAUUAAUCCAACAGAGGAAGUAGGAGAUUUUGAGGUAAAAGCAAAAUUCAUGGGGGUACAGAUGGAAACCUUUAUGCUACAUUACCAGGACCUUCUGCAGCUGCAGUAUGAAGGUGUUGCAGUCAUGAAGUUGUUUGACAGAGCAAAAGUAAACGUCAACCUUCUGAUCUUCCUUCUGAAUAAGAAAUUUUACGGGAAAUAACUGUCCUCUGCCAGCAAGUCUGUAAAAGGGAGGAUAAAAGAAAAAUCAGCAUAUCUUUCCAUGUCUCUUCCAGCUAUCAGUCAAGGACACUAUCUUGAAAGGCUUGUAGCUAUGUGUAUCAUUAUAUGCCCAUGCCUUGCUUGAGUAUAUCAAAUGUAUUAUGGAGGAGGACCAAGAACCUCAGUGAAUUGACAGCUCU